Messenger RNA from Thunnus maccoyii (southern bluefin tuna), 4319 nucleotides. It is a transcript of the gene nrd1b, whose product is annotated as nardilysin b (N-arginine dibasic convertase). The transcript is spliced from 31 exons. Lineage: Eukaryota; Metazoa; Chordata; Actinopteri; Scombriformes; Scombridae. The record is from RefSeq and is a predicted model, not a curated record. Gene Ontology annotation, biological process: proteolysis. Gene Ontology annotation, molecular function: metal ion binding; metalloendopeptidase activity. The coding region runs from base 170 to 3490 and encodes 1106 amino acids.
AAGAAGAAGACCAAUCAGAUGCCCCGUUGAUUGUGAUUGAUUGGCUCUCAGCGAAUCACAGGCUUUGUUUUGGCUAACCGCUAUCUGACGGAGGCUGCUGCUCCUGCUCUUCAAACACCAAACUUCCAUCAAUAUCAAGCUCACAGAAGCAAAGGGGACUCCUGUCAAAAUGCCUCAGACCAACAAGUCAGUUAGCGGUAGCAGUGUGCCGGGCCAGGUGUCGGCUCCAGAUCAGGGCGAGCCACCACCCCCAGUGGAUGUGAGGACCCAGGUGGCUGCUGGAGAUGGAGGUGGAGGAGUCGCUGCAGAAGACCAGGGAGACCCAGAGAUCAUCAAAUCACCCAGUGACCCAAAGAAGUACAGAUACAUCGAGCUGAGUAACGGCCUGCGAGCGCUGCUCAUCUCCGACUUCAGCGGGGCAGACGGGAAGGCCGGCGGUGAAAACGAAGAGAACCAGGGCGAGUCAGACAACGACGGGGAAGAAGACGAGGAGCAGGACGGCGGCGAGGAAGAGGGGGAUUCUGGUGAGGGGUCAGAGGAAGACGAAGAGGAGAACGAAGAGGAAGAGCAGGACAGCGACUUUGAUGAGCUGGACGAGGAGAACGCAGGGAAGAAGAAGAGAGGGAGCUCCGAGAAACAGGCAGCAGCUGCUCUCUGCAUCAGUGUGGGGAGCUUCAGCGACCCGGACGACCUGCCGGGCCUCGCCCACUUCCUGGAACACAUGGUGUUCAUGGGCAGCGAGAAAUACCCGGCGGAGAACGGCUUCGACGCCUUCCUGAAGAAGCACGGCGGCAGUGACAACGCCUCCACGGACUGCGAGAGAACCAUCUUCCAGUUUGACGUGCAGAGGAAAUAUUUCAGAGAGGCGCUCGACAGGUGGGCUCAGUUCUUCAUCUGUCCUCUGAUGAUUGAAGACGCCAUCGACAGAGAGGUGGAAGCUGUGGACAGCGAGUACCAGCUGGCGAGGCCGUCUGACUCACACCGUAAAGAGAUGCUGUUUGGAAGUCUGGCCAAACCUGGACACCCGAUGAGCAAGUUCUGCUGGGGUAACGCUCAGACAUUAAAACACGAGCCCAGAGAGAAACAGAUCAACACCUACCAGCGGCUCCGAGACUUCUGGAAGAGAUAUUACUCCGCUCAUUACAUGACGCUCGCCGUUCAGUCCAAAGAGACACUGGACACUCUGGAGCAGUGGGUGAGAGAGAUCUUCAUCAAAGUUCCCAACAACGGUGAACCUCGACCAGACUUCUCUCCCCUCCAGCAGCCGUUUGACACCCCGGCCUUCAACAAACUCUACAGAGUGGUUCCUGUGAGGAAGGUUCAUGCUCUGACCAUCAGCUGGGCCGUGCCGCCGCAGGGAAAACACUACAGAGUGAAGCCUCUUCACUACAUCUCCUGGCUGAUCGGACAUGAAGGAACCGGCAGCAUCCUGUCUCUGCUCAGGAAGAGGUGCUGGGCUCUGGCUCUGUUUGGAGGAAACAGUGAGACGGGCUUCGACCAGAACACCACCUACUCCAUCUUCUCCAUCUCCAUCACCCUCACCGACCAGGGCUACCAAAACGUCUACGAAGUAGUUCAUUUGGUGUUCCAGUACCUGAAGAUGCUCCAGACUCUGGGCCCUCAGCAGAGGAUCUACGAGGAAAUUCAGAAGAUUGAAGCCAACGAGUUCCACUAUCAGGAGCAGACGGAUCCGAUCGAGUUUGUGGAGAACAUCUGUGAGAACAUGCAGCUGUUUCCCAAAGAGGACUUCCUGACCGGAGACCAGCUCAUGUUUGAGUACGACAUGGAGGUGAUCAGUGCAGCUCUGUCCCUGCUGACUCCGGACAGAUCAAACCUGCUGCUGUUGUCACCAGAGAACGAAGGUCACUGUCCGCUCAGAGAGAAAUGGUUCGGUACCUGCUAUAACAUGGAGGAUAUCCCAGAGGAGUGGACUCAGCGCUGGGCAGGAGACUUCGAAGUCAACCCUGAACUCCACCUUCCUGCUGAGAACAAGUUCAUAGCGACGGAUUUCACUCUGAAAGCGUUCGACAGUCCAGAAUCAGAGUUUCCUGUGAGGAUAGUCAACAAUGACCGAGGCAGUCUGUGGUACAAGAAGGACAACAAGUUCAAGAUACCUAAAGCUUAUAUUCGUUUCAACCUGAUCUCCCCGAUGAUUCAGAAGAGUCCUGAGAAUCUGCUGCUAUUUGACCUCUUCGUGAACAUCUUGGCUCACAACCUGGCAGAACCGGCAUACGAGGCCGACGUGGCUCAGCUGGAGUACAAGCUGGUGGCCGGAGAGCACGGCCUGGUGAUCCGACUGAAAGGCUUCAACCACAAACUGCCGCUGCUGUUGAAGCUGAUCGUGGAUCAUCUGGCCGAGUUCACUGCUGAGCCGGGAGUCUUCGCCAUGUUUUCAGAACAGCUGAAGAAGACCUACUUCAACAUCCUCAUCAAACCAGAAAGACUGGGAAAGGACGUUCGUCUGUUGAUCCUGGAGCACUGUCGCUGGUCGGUCAUUCAGAAGUAUCAGGCCGUCAUGAAGGGUCUGACCGUCGAUGACCUCAUGACCUUCGUCACCGGGCUGAAGGCGGAGCUGUACACUGAGGGGCUGGUGCAGGGAAACUUCACCAGCACGGAGUCCAAAGAGUUCCUGCAGUACUUCACUGAUAAGCUGCAGUUCCAGCCGCUGCCAGCAGAGGUCCCCGUGUUGUUCCGGGUGGUGGAGCUGCCUCAGAAACAUCAUCUCUGUAAAGUCAAGUCUCUCAACAAGGGAGACGCCAACUCUGAGGUCACCGUCUACUACCAGUCGGGGCUGAAGAACCUCAGAGAGCACGCCCUGAUGGAGCUGAUGGUGAUGCACAUGGAGGAGCCCUGCUUCGACUUCCUCAGGACGAAGGAGACACUGGGGUACCAGGUGUACCCGACCUGCAGGAACACCUCAGGGGUGCUGGGAUUCUCCGUCACCGUGGAAACGCAGGCCACCAAGUUCAGCACUGAGUUCGUUGACGCGAAAAUCGAGGAGUUCCUACUCAGUUUCGGCGAGCGUUUGUCGGGUCUCAGCGAGGAGGCCUUUAGGACCCAGGUGACGGCGCUGAUCAAGCUGAAGGAGUGCGAGGACGCUCACCUGGGAGAGGAAGUGGACCGCAACUGGUUUGAGGUCGUCACACAGCAGUACAUCUUCGACCGGCUCAACAAGGAGAUCGAGGCUCUGAAGCUCUUCACUCAGGAGGAGCUGGUUUCCUGGUUCCUGGAGCACAGAAACAGCAGCAGCAGGAAGCUCAGCGUACAUGUGGUGGGUUUCGGUUUGGAGGAGAACGACCCCUCGGAGCAGAACACCUCCUGCGCCUCCGACAGCCCCGACAACCCUCCCUCCUCGGCCUACGGCGAAGUGAGCGAGCUGACCUUCCUGCCAGCCUCCUCGCCGUCGCUCCAGGACGCCGCGCUCAUCACCGACAUCCGGGCGUUCACCUCCUCCCUCCCUCUGCACCCCUACCACAAAAUCCUCAGCUAGGUCGCUCUCACUGGGAACUGAACCACGAACCUCUUCACUCUCUCUCUCUCUCUCUCCCUGUACGGCAGAGAUAAUAAAGUAACCAUGGCAACAGCUAGUAUUGAUAAUCGCACUGUUUGAUCAAAGAGGACACUGAUAGGAUGGACAGAAACUGAGAAGCAUCUCAGCAAAUGUUUUUGCAUUUGUAAGUUAUUUUCUUUUAUGUGAGUGGUUGUAAUGAUGCUGCAUUCACGUCCUGCGGGAAAAAGUUCAGAUCCGUUUUCAUCAAACUUCUCAGAGCAGGAAGUUACUUCUAACACGACAAAACUUCUCAGAGGGACACAAUUUUUGUCCUACUUUUAGGAGUAAAAACUAUUUUUAUUAACUUUCUCAACUUAGGAAACAACUCGUGUCUGUGCUGGUUUUUAGGAGUUCAUGCAGAGAGAUUCCAUGAGAGAUUAAUUUAAUGAAAAUACACAUAUUAAAAGAAUAUUAUAAAAAGAACAAAAAAUGUUUUCAUGAAUUUGAGAAGCUAAAAAAAGUUAUAACAAUAGUUUAUGUAUAUAGCACUUAUUACAAAGUGCUUUACAAAGACAAAAAGCAAAAAACAAGCAAAAACAACCACAUGCAGACAAAUACAUCUUCAGAGGCAAUAUUUAUUUUAAAAAAAAGACAAUUAUGCAUUUAUCAAAAUCACUGCAGAUUAAUUUUCUGUUGAUUGAUCAGUUGAUUAAUUGUUGCAGCUUUACAUUUUGCACUCACAGCAAUGAUGUGAGCACGUUUCUGUUAAAAACAUGUAAUUUAUCUCCUCUGUAACAACAUGAACAUAUAAAGGGACAUAUCAUGCUUC